Brassica napus (rape) is the source of this 1960-nucleotide messenger RNA. Its product is annotated as pentatricopeptide repeat-containing protein At5g06540-like. Gene Ontology annotation, biological process: RNA modification. The record is from RefSeq and is a predicted model, not a curated record. Gene Ontology annotation, molecular function: RNA binding; zinc ion binding; protein binding. The coding region runs from base 1 to 1839 and encodes 612 amino acids. The transcript has a single exon. Lineage: Eukaryota; Viridiplantae; Streptophyta; Magnoliopsida; Brassicales; Brassicaceae.
AUGAGUAGCAGCACUGUGCUCAACACUCUUCGUUCGAAACACCCGAAGCUAGCUUUACUCCAAACCUGCUCCUCCUUCACCGACCUCAAGAUCAUCCAUGGCUUCCUCAUACGAACCCACCUCAUCUCCGACGUCUUCGUCGCCAGCCGUCUCCUCUCUCUCUCCUCCAACUCCACUGAAUACGCACACAGAAUCUUCUCCCAGAUCCAAAGUCCGAACCUUUUCGUCUUCAACCUCCUCAUCCGCACCUUCUCCACAAGCCCAGAAGCUAGCAAAGCUUACAACUUCUACACCCAGAUGCUGAGACUCUGCAUCCCCCCGGAUAACAUCACGUUCCCGUUUCUAAUCAAAGCCUCCGCUGAGAUGGAGUGCGUGAGAACAGGAGAGCAGAUUCAUUCGCACGUCGUUAGAUUCGGGUUCCAAAACGAUGUUUAUGUGGAGAACUCGCUUGUUCACAUGUACGCCACUUGCGGGUUGAUAGCAUCUGCUGGGAGAGUCUUCGGAGCGAUGUCGUUUCGAAAUGUGGUUUCUUGGACUUCGAUGGUGGAUGGGUAUUGCAAAUGCGGGUUGGUUGAUGACGCGCGAGAGAUGUUCGACGAAAUGCCUCACAGAAAUUUAGUGACGUGGAGUAUCAUGAUUAAUGGGUAUGCGAAGAGUAACCGUUUCGAGGAAGCGGUUGAGUUGUUCGAAGUGAUGAAACGUGAAGGCGUUGUCGCGAACGAGACGGUUAUGGUGAGUGUUGUUUCCUCUUGUGCUCAUUUGGGAGCGCUUGGGGUUGGAGUAAGGGCGCAUGAGUACGUGGUUGAGAAUGGCAUGGGUGUGAAUCUUGUUCUAGGGACGGCUCUUGUGGAGAUGUACUGGAGGUGCGGGGAGAUGGAGAAGGCGGUUAGUGUGUUUCAGGAGUUGGAUGAGAAGGAUAGCUUGAGCUGGAGUUCGAUUAUCAAAGGCCUUGCGGUGCACGGACAUGGUCACAAGGCGGUUGGUUACUUCUCUGAAAUGGUUAGGUUAGGUUUUGUGCCUAGAGAUGUUACGUUCACUGCUGUUCUUUCUGCUUGUAGUCACGGUGGGUUAGUUGAGAAAGGUUUUGAAAUAUAUGAGAUGAUGAAAAGAGUAUAUGGGAUUGAGCCUAGAUUAGAGCAUUAUGGUUGUAUUGUUGACAUGCUUGGCCGUGCUGGAGAGCUAGCAGAAGCUGAGAGGUUUAUCGAAAAAAUGCCGGUGAAGCCGAAUGCUCCUAUAUUAGGAGCUUUGCUUGGAGCGUGUAAGAUUUAUAAGAACGCUGAGGUGGCGGAAAGAGUAGGAAACAUGUUGUUAGAGGUGAAACCAGAGCACAGUGGUUACUAUGUCCUGCUCUCGAAUAUCUACGCGUGUGCAGGGAAAUGGGAGAAGAUCGAGAGGUUGAGGGAGAUGAUGAAGGAGAAGCUUGUUAGGAAACCGCCAGCGUGGAGUUUGAUAGAGAUUGAUGGGAAGAUAAACAAGUUCUCCAUGGGAGAUGAUCAUCCUGAAAUGGGUAAGAUCAGAAGGAAGUGGGAAGAGAUUUUGAGGAAGAUAAGAUUGGUAGGGUAUAAGGGGAACACAGAGGAUGCGUUUUUCGAUGUGGACGAGGAAGAGAAGGAGAGUGCAAUUCAUAUGCAUAGCGAGAAGCUUGCGAUUGCGUAUGGUAUGAUGAAGACAAAGCCUGGUACAGUUAUUAGGAUAGUGAAGAACUUGAGGGUGUGUGAGGAUUGCCAUACGGUAACAAAGCAUAUCUCUGAGGUUUAUGGUAGAGAGUUUAUUGUAAGAGAUCGGAACAGGUUUCAUCAUUUUAGAAAUGGAUUGUGUUCAUGCAGAGAUUAUUGGUGACAGUUGCUUCACUUCUUUAUGUUUUUGUAUUUCUUAUGGAGGAUCUGUGAUUUUCAAUAGCAUAGUAUGUUACAUUUUUUUGUAACCACCUUUUAUAUUCUAUGAUUCUACAUUUUUUAUA